Messenger RNA from Closterium sp. Naga37s-1, 3135 nucleotides. The record is from the annotation of a GenBank genome assembly. Lineage: Eukaryota; Viridiplantae; Streptophyta; Zygnematophyceae; Desmidiales; Closteriaceae.
AUGGAUCCGAGCCCAUGGGCACCGUACGUGCAAGGCGCUCCUCCUCUUUACCAGCAUCCGAUGCAUGUCGCCGCGCCCUCCGCCCAUGCUUGGCCGCCGCCAUCCGCAGAUCCUUCAUCCGCCGCGGCCCUUCUCCCCCCGCCUAACUACGCCUCCUAUUCCCCUCACACCGCCGUCUCCGCGUCGUCACGCUGUCCGGUCUGCGCCCAGCUGCACGCGCCGUUUUGCUCCGCCGACCCCGCCGCCUCCGCUCCCCUGCUGCCAGUUGCGCCCGCAACUAACCCCUGGGAUGCGACCACUACUCCCGCUGGCGCGUGGCCGGGCGCAACAGAGGCUUCUUGGCUGCAGCACGCGCAGGCGCAGGCGCAAGCGGCGCAACAGUACUGGGCGUCGGGAGAUGGUGUGCCCGGGUUCGAGGGCGCAGGCAGUGUGUCGGGACCUGCUCACUGGCAUGCGCCCAACUACCAACUUCCGCCUCCCGCCUUUCCUUCCAAUUCCCCCCCUCCCUCUCAUCCGCCCCUCCCCCCUUCACAACCCCCCCCUCCCUCUCAUCCUCCCCUCCCCCCUUCACAACCCCCUCCUCCCUCUCAUCCUCCCCUCCCCCCCUCACAACCUCCUCCUCCCUCGCAUCCUCCCCUCCCCCCUCACCCCCCCCCUCCUUCCAACCCCCCGCCUCCCUCACAUCCUCCCCCGCCACUUCCGCCGUCAGCUCCGCUGUACGCGCAAGCGCAGCAGCCAUCCGCGGAUGGGUAUGCGGCGGAGGCUCAAGGCGGAGUGCCCGCGAUGAGUGCGGCGGGCGAUGCGGCGCACCAGGCGACGUGGAGCUGGCAGCAGGCGCCGCCCCUGGCGCCGCAAAUGCAGCAGCAGGAGGCGCAGGGGGCGAUAGAGUCACGGUACUUUCAGGAACAGCAUGCCGGUCCGUACAUGCCGUACCCCCACGCGCAUGCGCAGGCCCUCCCGCCGCAGCAGGAGAGACAGCCCCUUUACCCAGCAGAGGCGCAGGGUGACGGGGAGAGGCGGGAGCGCGAACGCUGGGAGGAAGCGCAGCGCCAGCAGCAGCAGCACCAGCAGCAGCAGCACCAGCAGCAGCAGCAGCAGCAGCAGCAGCAGCAGCAGCAGCAGCAGCAGCAGCAGCAGCAGCAGCAGCAGCAGCAGCAGCAGCAGCAGCAGCAGCAGCAGCAGCAGCAGCAGCAGCAGCAGCAGCAGCAGCAGCAGCAGCAGCAGCAGCAGCAGCAUCAGCAUCAGCAGCAGCAGCAUCAGCACCAGCAGCAGCAGCAGCAUCAGCACCAGCAACAGCAGCAGCAUCAGCAGCAGCAUCAGCAACAGCAGCAGCAGCAUCAGCAACAGCAGCAGCAGCAGCAUCAACAGCGGCAGCAGCAGCAGCAGCGGCGGGGGGAUGAGAGUGGGGCAUUGGAGAGGGGCAAGGGGCGAGAGUACAGGGGGCACAGGGAGGGGCGAGGGCGAGGCGGGGAGAGGGAGCGGGAGCGGGCGCGGCUGUCCCCCCCAUCGCGAGGGCAGGGGGGCAGCAGGGCGAGGGGCACAGCCCCGCCUGCAGCAGCGCCAACCAUGUCGCCCGUGGUGGACGCUUCCUGUAUCUUCAGGGAACCUGGACGGCUGAGGCGGCCGGCAAGAUUUGUCAUUAUCCUGCGUGGCUUACCAGGCAGUGGCAAGAGCCACUUGGCGCGUGCGCUGAGGGACGUGGAGGUGACGAACGGGGGGGCGGCGCCCAGGGUGUUUGCCAUGGACGACUACUUCAUGCUGCAUGACGACGAUGAUGAUGACCAUGAGCAGGUGCGCCCUGCAUGGGGGGCAAGGGGGGCGCACGCUACUGCCACGUGCAAGGAGCAGGGCGUGAGGGAGAGGGCAGCAGCGGCUCGCAGGCGGAGAGGAGGGGGCAAGGGCGGAGGAGAAGCGAGCAAGGGAGGGGGCGAGGCGCGGUACAAGUAUGAUGCGACACAGGAGGAGGUGCGCGGGGCAGGGGACGCACUGUAUCGAGCCAGCAUGUUGAGGGCAUACCGCAAGGCAUUGGAAGAGGGGCGCUUCUCCUUCAUCAUCGUGGAGGACCGCAACGUGCGUGUGUCGCAAUUCGAGCCCUUUUGGAAAGCUGGCAAGUGUGCGGGCUUUGAGGUGUACGUGGUGCAGCCAUCCGCAUCCAGCCACCCCACACUGUGUGCGGGGCGCAACACGCACGGCUUCACAGUGCAGCAGGUGCAGGGCAUGGCAGAGCAGUGGGAGGCCCUGCCGCCACACAUGCUGCUGCUCGAUGUCAAAUCGUUGUUCCAUGAAGACACUCUUGACGAUGCGUCCAUCACAGAGGUGGAGAUGGAUGAGGAGGAUGACGAGCUGCACAUGGAGCAGGAGGAGGCCGCCACUGCUGCCGCGGAGGAGGAGGAGAAGCUCAGGCACCAGCAGCAGCAGCAGCAGCAGACAGGGCAGGAUGGGGCGAAAGGUGCUUCGGGUGGUGGAGGUGGGGAGGGGCAGAGCAGUGAGGAGGGACGGUGGACAGGCGAAGGGGCUGGCAACGGGGCAGGUGUGAAGAGAAGGCGGGAUGUUGGGGCUGCUGAUGCUGCCGCUGAUGCUGAUGCUGAUGCUGAUGGGGAUAGUGACGAGGAGGAUGAUGAUGGGGAUGAUGAUGAUGACGACGAGGGUGGUGGGGGUGGAGGUGCGUUGGCGGGCCUUCUGGCGGCGUAUGGCAGUCAGAAGAAGCACAAGAGGCACAAGAAGCAGGGGGCUGCGCAGACUGCCACAGCGGGCGGCAGCAAGAGUGGGGUGGCAGUGCGCGGCAUUCUCAAGGGGUCGAACGGUAGUGGUAAGAAGGCUCUGCGAUGGGUCGACAGCCACGCCCACUCCCAGGAUGUGUGCUUCACCAUGGGUGCUGCCACCCCCCCCACACGUGCCUCGCUCGUCAUUGGCCCUGGUGCCGGCUACUCCCUGGCAAGCAACCCUGUGCAAGCGGAGGAGGCGGAGGCGGUGGGCAAUGGGGCGGGUGGCACGGGCGGGGGCUUUCAGAUAGUGGCGGACCACGCGGCCCAGCAGGUGCUGUGGCGGCAGCAGCUGCGUGCGGAGGGAGAGCAGUUCCGAGCCAUCAUGCGCUCCCGCCGCUCCCAGCGCCACGGCGCUCAUGACGAUGACUGA